Owenia fusiformis is the source of this 2163-nucleotide messenger RNA. Lineage: Eukaryota; Metazoa; Annelida; Polychaeta; Sabellida; Oweniidae. The record is from the annotation of a GenBank genome assembly.
CUGAAGGUCAAAACAAUUCUCUUCUGUUGAAGUUUAUGUUCUUUGUGAUUGAUUUAUCACGUUAAAAACAAGCUACCAAUAUUAACAUGCAGACAAAGUUAAUCGUAACAGGUUAACGGAUUUUUAUGCAAUAUAUCCAGCGGAUAAAUCCAACUCAGAACAAAACGAUGACACAAGCAUUCGAACACAAUACUUCACAACACAAAAUCGCAAUUUAGCCAUACUCAAAUAUUGCGAAGUAAUGAGGAGAAAUCAUUCAGGACAUCAUUAUUACAAUAUGAACAUUGUAGUCGAACUUUUAUUCGAUUAAAUUGUUAAACUACCAAAAAUAAAAUACAUUUAAUUCUCGUAAUCAGUUUUAUCCAAGAAAGAAAAACAAUACUAUGGUCCAUGAUAAUGCAUUAUAGUUUAGUUUUAAUAUAAUCCUAUAUAAUGUUUCUAUGUAGAGAUAUAAUUGUAAUUUUAAUUAGCAUUGCAUGGUAUGAUACGCCUCGAAAUUUUGAUUAAAAUGUACAUAGUAUUCUUUUUCAUUUUCUUGAUAAAAACUGUAACAUGCGUUUGUUUGCAAUUGAUUGCAUGGUUGAGAUGUGUGUGACGAUGAUGGGAAAGGGGAUGAGAAAUGGAUGAGUGAAUGUAUUGUGUGAAUAGUGUUCGAAUUGUUGCAGACACCUUAAGAUAUUGUGCACCAUAUCCCAACUAACAUAUUUAAUUUCAGGGACUAAUAACCAUAUUUUUAUUUACUUUUCUCCAGAUUUAGAUCUAUUGGGUGAGUAGACUUGUUCACUUGAAUUGCAAUUGAAUUACGAAGUGGAAUCACAAGCACUUCUUAUUUUGACACUUUCACAUUAAACCCUUAUUUCAAUUAAAGCCAAUUAAGUAUUUAUGAAUGAUAAUCAUAACACUAUACCAGUAUUUCUAGAAUUUAAUUAGAAUAUCUCUCUGCAUGUGUUAUAAUGUGACGAUCUGUAAGGUUUACUCUCAGGUAAACAUUUUCCGUAAAGAGUUUUGUAGAUUACAAUGUGGAAACCAACGUCAUGGAAUUUUCCCCGAUCCAACUGGAAGUUGCUGUCACUAUGUCACGUGUCAUGGAAAUGGUUUCGGUUUCUUCGUUGGUGAAAGGCAGGCGUGUAUGGAACCUUUAGUUUGGAACCCAGUAGCCGGGGCAUGCGACUAUGCAUCAGAUGUACCCGGAUGUGACUCCAGUUGUCAUGAAUUUAUCGAUGUGGCCCCACUCCCAACUGCUGGAACACUUUUGACUGACCAAUGCUUCAAGAAUGGGCGGACGUAUACAUUUGAUGACAGUGUAGACUCUGGGGGAACCUGUUACUACGUGGACAAUGAGAUCAUGAAAAACUGCUGUCCCUUUGGACAAAUGUUUGAUUUGGAAGAAUGUGCAUGUCUUGGUGAAAUGAUUGCUGAAAGACCAAAUUGCGAGUGUGUGGCAUGGUUUACAUUCGACACAAACUUCGAAGACAGUUUGUUCGAUAUAUUUUCGGGUAGAAAACGUGCAACGAUCGAUGAGAACGAGGGUCAGUUUGGGGGCUCUGCGGUCUUCAGUGGCGAGGGCCACAUGUUUAUCCCAUACUUCAAUAACUUCUACUUUGGAGAGAGAAUCAGCGUAGCUCUGUGGUUCAGGACUUCGACCACAACAGUCCAAGGUUUAUUGACCAAUGGAUGCUGUAACCAACCCCCUACUGUUGAAAUACGUUGUGAUAGUGGCAGUGUGACGAUCACUUUGGAUGUAAUGGCUGGUGCCAAGUCUAUAACGUUCUCAGGAGCUUCUCCUGAUAGCUGGCAGCAUGUAGCGUUUACAUAUGACGGACAAUCAUUUACUGCGUACCACAAUGGGAAUGUUGUAGAGACUCUACCUUUACGUGGCCCUAUUCUGACCAACAAAUGCGACGUAACAAUAGGAAGAGGACGUGAUGAUCCACCCGGAAGCUUCCUUGAAGGAGCAGUCGAUGAGUUUGUUGUGUGUCAAUCUGUGUGGAGUGAAUCAGACAUAUUAGGAAUAUUCCAAUCAAACGAUGUGCCUACUGUUGAUAAUUAAUACUCGCAAAAAAGAAAGUUUCAAAGAAAAACUCUAGGAAUCAAAGCGACGAUCAUAUUUUAGGCGAUUGUCAAAUAUUAGAAUAAGAAAACUGAAUCAAUAUGAAAUAAAUG